AUGGGAAACAAUUUAAUACGGGGAAUGUUUCCGGAUUGUUUAAUUUUAAUUUUAAUUUUUUUUUUUUUUUUUUUUUUCUUUUGGAAUAAUUUUAUCGUUUUGUUACACAAACAAAAACAAAACGGUGUUUUUAUCCGAAAAGCGGUGCUUCGGACUUUAGGUCAAACUGCGUUUUUAAAAAUAAAAAAAAAAAAACUCUCCAAGCAAAUUCACGUUUCUUUUUUUUUUCUUUUUCUUUUUUCUUUUUUCUUUUUUCUUUUUUCUUUUUUCUUUUUCCUUUUUUCUUUUUCCUUUUUUCUUUUUUUAACCGAUGAAAAAAAAAAUAAAAAUUUUCUUUAUAUGUUUAACCUAUUUUAUAAGUCCAAUCAAUCUUUCCAGCUAUUAUUAAAAAAGUUUUAUCAUCAAUUUAUAAGUACUUUCUUCGCUACAUUGUUACACUUCCAUUUUCAUACCAAUCAUCAAUUAGUAUUACAUAUCUCAAAGGUUCAAAAAUUAAUACAGUCCUUUCUACUCUAA
Molecule: messenger RNA, 516 nt
Organism: Saccharomycodes ludwigii
Lineage: Eukaryota; Fungi; Ascomycota; Saccharomycetes; Saccharomycodales; Saccharomycodaceae
Exons: 1
Coding region: 1-516 (171 amino acids)
Source: RefSeq, a predicted model, not a curated record